Messenger RNA from Didymodactylos carnosus, 3184 nucleotides. The record is from the annotation of a GenBank genome assembly. NCBI's taxonomy places the organism in Eukaryota, Metazoa, Rotifera, Eurotatoria, Philodinida, Philodinidae.
CGGCCAAUAAACUAGACAGUUUUUAGGUGGUUUUUAGACAGUUAACACGUUGUCAACUGGCAGUUUUUAAGCAGACUGUAAACUGGCAGUUAAUGAGCAGUUAAUUGCCCGUUUUUUUUCUCCUGGGAUGAUGCAAUGUAGCAUCUUAUAUAAUCAUAUCUGACUUGGUUGCCUAUAUAAGCGGAUCUUCUUACAUAGCAGGGCUAUUUUGUUUUAUGCGAACACUUGAUGAAAAAGAACAACUUUUUUCUGAAUUUUGGUUACUUUUAUUUUAUUAUUCUGUUGAUAUUCGUAGAAUUUUAAAUAGUUAUGCUGUUUAGCAUGUGGGCCGAUUGAAUGGUCCCGAACGCUAAUAUGAGUGGUUUGAUUGAGCAUCAGUUCGAUUUCUUAUUACUUGGCGGCUACCUCACGUUUCCCAUCUAAAAAAUGAACCAGGGCGGCGCGUUUACUGUUUUUACAUUUUCCAUACUCAUAAGUACUGCAUCUACCAAAUUAUGACCUGAUUGUAGUAGUUUUAGCUUAAAUUUAUUUAUUUGUUCACCAAUUUUAUCGAUCUCAACUUGUGUUCCUCAGUGAUGGAUGCAUUUUUAUCGUAGUAGUUUUGGUCUCCGGGUCAGAUAAAAUAACCUAUCGUUUGUUGCAGUUUUUGUUUUCUUCUUUAACAGCAUUUCUUUUGUUUUGUGUGAUUUAAUCGCUAAAAUGGACGGAGACUACUACGACUAAUGGUGUCAAAUAUGAAACAAAGCCGUUUUGCUUUUGUUUCAACAGAUGUUAUUGCUCAAUUAUUUUAUUAUUGAUGUCAUAUAAAAUCGAAUAUAGUAGAUGUGUAUCUGUUCUAACAGAGUAACUUAAAACUAUGACAACCAAGGAAGCUUUAGAAACAGAAUGUCAAACCAAUUCCUUAGUACCAUAUAUGAAGGGUGGUCUAUACAUGAUUUUAAUUUAUAUCGUUGGGAGAUAGAAAAAGGAAUGCAUCGUUCUCAGUUUAUUCUUAACAUAGUAAACUCCUAUAUUUUCUAUGAUGCAAGCAUUUCUAAGGGUCGAGCGAUUUAAUUCUCUAAAAAAAAUUUUAUUUGCUAGAGCUGGGUUUCUAGAAGCCGCUCUUCAUGGUAAAAAUCGUAAAUACAGUUUUUCAUUGUUGAGAAAAGUAGAAAGUUUGAUCGAAGGGCACCAAUAUGAUACCUAUGCAAAGUCUCAACAAUACAGUUAGAUCAACUUCUUUAGUUGUUUUCCUGAUGGAUGUUCUCGAAUAAAGAUAUUUGACCCUAAUGGUACACUACAGUCUUGUUUGAAAGUCAGUUGAUGGAGAAACAUUUUUAGUGACCAUUACUUUUUGAACCAUUUUUGAAGUUUUUUACUUUCUUCUUAGAUUUAUAUCCUACCGCAAGUACACUUACAGAUGCACAAUGAUCUGCUCUACUAAACGGUGAAAAGCGUUUUCCUGAAAUUUGGAAGAUUAUUGACACAAAAUUUUUUUAUUGGAUAGGUAUCACAUCGGUACCCAUUGAUCAAACUUUCUACUUUUCUCAACAACCAUACAGCAGCAAACUGUAGAAACUAUCCAGGCAUAUGCAUCUUGUAAUUCUCUACUUGGUCCUAUCACAACAGAUCAAAACGAAGAGAUUUCUGAAAACCAGCGGUUUCCUUUGCCACACAAUUGUCUCUCGAUUGAAAUCCAGUUCACUGGUGCUAGUGUCCGUUAAACGAAAAAAGACAUGUGACUAUUUUUUUCAUAUCUCGAGAACGAAAUGUGGCAUAGAGUCUGUGCUUUUCCCAUUCAAAAAAAGUGACUUUGAAGGACAUUUUUUACAACAGAUAUUAAUAGUUUUUUCAAUGUAGGUUUUUGAGAAUAUCUUUGGAAAACUCAUAGAUCAAAAAGUUCAAUUCGAAUACUUCAUUUUUUCUACAUAAGGGAUAACCAAAGUGUCCUCUUCAAAAUGUAAGUCAAGCGAGUUCUUAAUUUUCAGUUAUUCAAACAUUGUAUCAAAUUUCCAGGACUAGUAUUCUGAUGUUUUUUGAGUGCACAGUGAAGAAAAAACCUAAUCUCUAAGUACUCCUUAAAAAGCUACUUUAAAAAACUAUUUUCGAAUUAAUAUUUGUUGUAAAAGCGUCCUCCAAAGACUCUUCUUUUGCAUGUUGAAAACACAGACUCUCUACCAUAUUUCGUUCUCGAGAUAUUCAAAAAAUAGUCACGUGCCUUAUUUUUUCCAACAAACAAGAGUGCAUACCUCAAUAUAUUAAAACACACUUUUACUGCAUGUUCCUUCGAUGCAUAAUGGCUCUUUUCUCACUUGACCGGAUCAACAAGUAUUUUUCUUCAAUUAUACGCUGUCGUUAUCUACGACGAGUAUGACAAUACGAAAGAAACUUUGAACAUUGAAAAAAAAGGUGGGCUGAGAAAUAGUUUUAUUUAAUACAUAGUCCGCGUGGACGGACAAUAUUCAGACUGCUUUUCAUCAACAUAGUAUAAAUAGGCUGAAUUGAAUAACACACUCAUCAAUGUGAAAUACUUCUAUCAAAACUGUCACUCACUACACUACAUAUUAGAAAAGUAAGUACAUAUUCCUUUAAGUAUAAUAAAAAUGUUCAUAUCCUAACGACAUAACUUCUCUCUUUCUUGUUUGGACAGAAGAUUCUGAAAAACAUAGACAAAUUUUUGGAAAUGAUCGCUUGCUUGCCAUUUUAGUUCAUCAUGUUUGGUUUAACUCAAUUUGUAGUUUUGGUCUCAUUAGUUCUACUUGUUAAUAAAAGUGUUUUUACACUACCAUCUGAAUCAUCUGAAACUAGCAUAUUUCAACAAUCGUCACAAUACUCUGAACACAGCACGAGUACUAAAUCAGUUAGCAUUGGUCAAGAUGUUGUUGUACCAUGUAAAUUCAAUCAAAAAUCAGACAAAGAAAGUUUCUCAUGGAUAAAAGAUGGGCAAGCAUUUCCUGUUACGGAUAAACAGCCAAAAUAUGAAAUCGUAACUGAAGGAGGAAAUUAUAAUUUAUUGAUUAAGAACGCCACGGAACAGGAUUCUGGUACAUAUGUUUGUCAAAAUACGGACAAAUCAUUAACAAUGACAACAAUUUUGGAGGUUACAAAAUCAUCGUCAUUUGAAUUAAAACCAGAUAUUUUUUCCACUUCAUUUUUCAAUGAUAAGAAACCAUCAGUUAACACAUUAAAUGUGACAAUUAGUUGA